Numida meleagris (helmeted guineafowl) is the source of this 4618-nucleotide messenger RNA. Its product is annotated as NF-kappa-B inhibitor zeta-like. The record is from RefSeq and is a predicted model, not a curated record. Bases 532 to 2364 code for a protein of 610 amino acids. NCBI's taxonomy places the organism in Eukaryota, Metazoa, Chordata, Aves, Galliformes, Numididae. The transcript has 11 exons. Gene Ontology annotation, cellular component: nucleus. Gene Ontology annotation, molecular function: DNA binding; POU domain binding. Gene Ontology annotation, biological process: regulation of gene expression.
AAAACGGCUUUGUUUUUUGGUUCUGACAAAAGAAUCAAUAAAACGCUUCUGGAUCCAAUGCUCCCUUGCACGAUCCAACCUAUUAGCCCAUUCAGAGGUCUCUUUCCCUCCCCAUGCUAUCUGCAGUAAAUCAAACAGAUUUUCAUGGUUCGUAACUGGGGAAAAGCUCUUUUCUGCUCGUGCUCAGUCUCUCCUUGGGAAAAGUUGUUUCUUCAUCAGGUGCUGCUGCCGAUCGUUGGGAAAGAGGGUGGGACCUUCCUGCUGACGUCCUUUGGGCCGUGCCUGACUAUAAGGAGCGAGGCAGCGCUGCAGCCAAGAAACUCACAAGCAGUUUGCAGGAACUGCCUUUAUUCUGCAGCCACUACAAUUCGCUGUGCAGAGCAGAAGAAGGAGCUGGGCCUAACUACAAUGGAGAAUUGAAUACAACUGUCACGUUCUCGAUGUGAAACUGGAUAUUUUUUUCUUUUGCACCUCGGUAAAGUUUUAUUCCCAGCCUUCCUUUUUCAUCUCUCUUCUACGCACGCAGAGGUAAUGCUGCAAACAGUCUGCAUGAGCCCUGAACUUCUGGUCAAUCAAAACACCACUGAAAAUGAAAGCUGUGGCUACAGUCCAGGCCAGGGAUCUCCACAGCCUGGGGAAACUGCCAGUCCCAAAAGGCAUUUUCAACAAAGCCCAUCGCUGCCAGACUCUGGAUUAACUGAACUUAAUGUUGCAAGCCCUGAGAUCAACCCAGCUCCUCCACAUAAUCCUCCAGCGAUGUCUGCUCCCACCGGCUCCGCUCUUAGCUCGGAUCCCCCUCCUCGGAGGCGUUACAUGGGCGUGAGGGUGAAGAUGCCGGUGCGGGAGCUGCUGAGGAAGGUCCGGCUUUCCAAGGGGCUGGAGCCCGCUGCCAGCCAGGAAGCCUCGUUAGUGAAGACGGCAAGCAAAGGAUCCUCGGGAAAAACAGAAAAGAGAAGAGUUCACCCUUAUACAGAGAAGCAGCUUAGACAGAGCAAGCAGAGCAUCGGGCAAACGCUGAAAGGCUUGGAGGACCUGGAUAUCCUGGUGGAGGUGCUGCAGGAAGACCUGAACAAAAGCCAGCUGAAGAAGGAAUCUCUGCGUGCUGCGCCCGAUGGCUUUUGGCAGGGCUUCCCUGCAGAGCUGCAGGCCCCUUGGUGGGGAGCUGGAGGAAGCAAGCAGGCAGCUGGCAGCGCGCAGGAAAGAUGCCAAAGCUUCACCAAGCUGCGUUCUCACUGCUGCUUCACACACCGCAGCUCGGCAUUGCAGGAAGAGGCAGAGAGCUCCUUCUGUGAUGGUCAGAAAGACACGCACGAGCCCGACUCGCCAGGAACGUUCUCAAGGACAAGGGAGAAAGAGGGCAGCUGGUGGAUGCAGGGCGCGGGUAGCAGCACCCAGAAGGAUUGCUGGGCGCACCCUGCACUGAGCGCGUCUCCCUGCUUCGGCCCACCAGGAGCCCAGCCAGAGCCAUUUCUGGAGGCUGGCAGCGACUCUUCGGGUUCCGGGGGACGCUCGAGGCUGACCUCGAUUGCCUUCACGCAGCAGGAUCUUUCCGCCAUCUCUUUCUUCCAGUUCCAGCUACACAGGGAGGAAAGCUUGCUGAGGAAUAUUCCAGCAGACAAACUGCUUGCACCUGAUGAAAAUGGCAACAGGCUGCUGCACAAGGCUGUUGCUCAGGGAAGAAGAGCUCUGACUUACGCACUUGCACGGAGAUUUGCAUCCCUAAAUAAAAUUGACGAGAAGGAUGCAGAGAAACGGACAGCAUUACAUCUCGCUGCAGAAAAGAACCAGCACCUGAUGGUCAGCGACCUUAUAUCCCUGGGGGCUAACGUCAACGAGCAGGACGGGCUGGGGAAAACCCCACUCCACCUGUGCGCAGAGAAUGGGUACCUGCGGGUCUUGGAGGUUUUGAAAAACUGCAAAGACAACGGCGUGUGUGUGGCAGUGAACCUGACGGACCACUGCGGUUUAACCCCGCUGCACUGCGCUGCUCUUGCCCACACCGUCUUAGCCACGGAAUCUCAAAAAACCGACAGCGACAGCGACAUGGGAAGGUUUCUCAAACUACGCAAGGACCAAAUUCUUGAGGGAAUUAACUGCUUGUUGCAAAUGGGAGGAAGACCUGAGCUGCAGGUACUACACUGGUGUCAAACUACCGCUCCCUAUUUAAAAAUUGAGGAGAAUAGCGAGCUGAUGUGUUUGCUCCAGGCUCAUAAACCCAAGGGACAGGACGUUCUUCAAGAGAGUAAUGGUUUGCUGGAAGCUCCAAGAAUGCCAUGUCCCUCGUCAUCAGAUAACUUCUCUGAACUUUUGUCCACUUCACCUUUGGACUUCGUUGACAUCAUUCUUAAAGGUACUUUGGGGUAGGAGAAUGAUUUUGCCUAGUCAGAAUCUCACUAACACAAGAGCUGUAAUGUGGUGUCAAGCUAUAGUUCAUCCCCUGCACUGCUGUAUGACCAUAAUUCAUGAGCUUCACGGGAACUGAAGCCCAGUGAUUUACAACAGACUUUGGAUUAAGGCCAGAGUUCUGCACAGAAUCUUUUCAGUUUGCAAAACCUACUAGAAAAUAAGGCAGUGAGUAUCUGGCAUGAGAAAGAAGAUGUAACAUGUAAACUGAACCAAAUGUGUGUUCAUUUAUUACCUUGCAGGGAAAUGCUGAUAAGGCUCGUUAUCUGCAUCUCGUGGUCCGUGUGCUGCAGCUGUUGCUGAAGAAUAGGCCAAGAACAGACAGUAAAAGUCUUCAAAAGUAUUACAGCUUGAACUGACUGUUGAAAAUACCUCCUCAGUACCCAGCAUUAAAGACUAAACUGUUCAGGGCAAAUCCUCAAGCCAGCUUUCAACAGAAUUAGGCAUUCAGUGCUAGAUGCUCCAGUAAAUGAAUUGGUCUUAAUUUUCCCACGAAGCUGAGCACUAGCACUGUUUUUUGGAGGUCCAUUGGAACUGUAGGUGUUCUACUUUCCCAACGUCUGAAAUUUUCUUAUGCGGCUGCCUGGGUUAAGAGGAAAACCUUUGAUUUUAGCCCUUGAGAGCCUAGUCCUGAGCGUACCGAUGGAAGGUCAGGCUCUGCAGUCUGAAUUCAAUGGCACUGGAAAAAGAUAAUAACAAAAUCCCCCUCCUCCAAGAAAAAAAAAAAGACCAAAAACCAAAGCAAAACACACAGCUAUGCUGUUACUGAGCGUAUGUUUUCAACAAAAGUCGAGCUAUUUAUCUAUGCAAUCAGAAUUUGCCACCAGUAAUGGACUUUAGGUGAAGUCUGGGAUGCAAAACAUUUUGAAUCCGUUUACUCUUGUUGAUCUAACAGAGGAAUACAACUUUAUAAAAUGUAGGUAUGCAAGAAUACUUCACAAUAAUAAGUUGUUAUACCAAGCAACUUUGCCUAAAAUAUUUUCAACUGCCAGAUACUGAAGUAUUCAAUGGGAUUCCUAUAGAUUAGGUAAUUGUUGUAAAAAAAAAAUCUCUUCCCAGAUGUAGUAUCAUUUAAUCUUAACUUCUGAUUGUGAAUUAGCUGGUUUCUAUGAAACUUCCCUGUUUGCUACAUAUGGAGCAAUCUACAUUUAUCUAGCUACAGAAUGAUUGAUCCAGCAAUCAACUCAUGAAUGUACCUCCCAUUAAAGUAAAUCGGGAGAUUUUUCACACGUAACCAUUGCAGGAUCCAGCACUGAGUACUCAGCACGCUUGGGGAAUUGAUCUUCAAUGAUCCCUUUGGAUUUUCUUGUCAAAAGGUUUCUUUUUUUUUCUUCCUGGAUAUCCUUAAGUGUUAAGCUCCAAGAGCUACGUUGCACAACACGAAGCAAGUUUUGCUGUGUUUAAGUUAACUCCAGUGGGAUUUUGGUCCUAUCUUAUGUUUCUCGUGUUCUGAACUGCUGAUCAGUGUUGCAUUCAUCCACAUUCAUUUUCUUGAGUCUGAAUGAGACAUGCUACACCAAGAUUCUUUAUGUGUAUCUUACAAUUUUGUGUUGCUAUUCACAUAAUGGGUUGUAAAGCACUGGAACAUUCAUCCACGUCCUCCCAUAGGUGUCCUACAUGUUUUAAUCAUGUAAAGUCUUUCCUUUCCCCUUUUGGGUUUCACAGGGAAAUACAAAGAUUUUCCUCUCAUGCUUUGAGGUGAAAAUCCCCUCUGUUCCCCUCUGUUACCACUCAUUCCUCCUUCAUGUUGGCAUUUUAACUCACAUCUGAGCUCACAGCCCUUUUUCACUUGAAGAGAAUCAAUGAGGAUCUUCUAAGUGGUUCGGCUUCCAUCGGUGAGAUUGAAGGAUCAGAUCCAACACUCGUUGAAACUGAAGACCCCCCAUGUUAAGUGAAAGCACAGAGAUUCUGCAUCACAAACAAAAUGAAGCGGUACAGUGAGCAUAGGAGCGCAUCAAUAAGCAUUUUAAGUGAAAAAAUAAAGAUUUUUUUUAAGGGAUAUCUUUAAAAAGUGUAGAAAUCUACUGUAUAAGAAUUCAACAUUAAUCAAGGAGGACAGGAGCCUUAACCUAUCAUUUAUUCAACAUACGCUGAACUGAACUAGCCUAUGAAAUAUAUUCUACGAGUUGCAUCUUAAUUGCAUUACCAUUAUUAGUUGUGCCUUACGUUGCUUCUUUGUGCCUUCCUGUCAAUAAAUACAUGAUUUCAUGCUGUA